Molecule: messenger RNA, 464 nt
Organism: Amoebophrya sp. A25
Lineage: Eukaryota; Dinophyceae; Syndiniales; Amoebophryaceae
Source: the annotation of a GenBank genome assembly
CGGAAAAGCGAUUGGUUGCUUGCGUCCGCGACCGGUCCCGCAAGAUGACAGAGAUCUUUGGAGUGUUAGACCAUCUCCAGAGUUACGCGUUGUCAGUAACAGAAACGGAAAAACAAAAAUCGGUUUGAAAAGCAGCAUCAUGUAGAUAUUGUGUACGACCUGCUUUUUAAUGAGGAAACGGGAAAGCGCAUAUGAUCGAUGGCCUGCUUUUCCAUUGUAGGGAAAAAGGUAAAAAGAGCAUGGUAUGAAAGCGUAACCUUUUUCGCUUUCUAUCUUUGCACCACUAGUUUGACUACAAGAACUAAAAACCUCUAAUGGAGCAACAGGAAAAGUGCGUAGACCUAUCACUGUCAGGCAAAACCGACAGAAAAAAUAACAAUCCAAUCCCACCAGAAUUUUGUGUGCCGACGCAAGAUUCGGAACCGAAGCCAAAGGAUCCCGGUGCUGUUGCUCUUCUAUUAUGA